Messenger RNA from Harmonia axyridis, 6164 nucleotides. RefSeq names its product general transcriptional corepressor trfA (gene Schip1). Gene Ontology annotation, cellular component: plasma membrane; cell junction. Bases 63 to 3095 code for a protein of 1010 amino acids. The transcript is spliced from 9 exons. NCBI's taxonomy places the organism in Eukaryota, Metazoa, Arthropoda, Insecta, Coleoptera, Coccinellidae. Gene Ontology annotation, biological process: positive regulation of hippo signaling. The record is from RefSeq and is a predicted model, not a curated record.
ACAAUCAGCAAUCUGGAGGUUCCAGUUUGAUCUUCAUCAACAUCAAAUAAAAAGAACCAAGCAUGCGUCUGAAGUCCUCAGAUGGACCAAUAUCCAUUCAUAACGUCAGCGAUGUCCUCAACUCCCCAAAAAGGAUCAACACCCUCCACAAUAGCAACAUAACCUCGAACCUAACGACAAAUUCCAACCUCACUUUGCAAAACUCGAAUCUAAACGAUGAAACAACGACAGGUCUGACUACAAACAACAUCCAAAGUUUCGAUACUCUGAACAACGUUCAAAACGAAGCUGUUAAACUGCAAUGGUCCAAAUCUGUAAGGGACAAGCAGCGAGAGCUCAGCAACAACGUGAACAAUCGACAGAGGAAUCAGUACGCGAAUAUCAACAACACGCUGGCUGCUUCUCUGAGAAAUACAACGCAAGCGAGGAGGGACAAAACAAACUCUGUCUACUCGGAGUCUUCGCCAGAUGAUAGCUUUUUCGAUUACGAAGAAGCUAACCACAGCGCAUCUUCAGCAGAUACAUCGCCUCAGGAUGAGGAAAGAGACUUCGACGUUUCGGACUCAGAGUCGUUCUCAGACGAGGGCAAUCUGAACCGACGCAGGCGAACCAAAACUGUGAUACAGCGGCGGGGCAUCGUCAACCCUAAUUAUCCAGGGUUUCAACACUUUGCUCACGCCCUAGACUACACUAUCAAGGUUUCCUCCGACACUGACCUAACCGACGACGACUAUGAGUGUGAGCUGGUUGGUACGGAGAAUAGGACGCAGUUUAUUGAAAAAAAUGAUGACAUCAACAACCUCAACAAUAACAACGUUGAAGAGACGGAAGACUUUCAGAUAGAUAAAAUAGAUAGUGUUAACCGUCUUGACAGCGUAGAAAAUAUCCAAAAAGUAUUCUACGAUAAACCAGUGCUCAAUCUAGACUGCGAAAAUUUAAACCAGAACUUUUCCGAUUUAGAAAGCAGUUCUAACAAUUCCACCCAACUAAGUGACGAAGACACUGUCGAAAAGGUACCAUUUCAAAAAAUCGAAGUUGAGUUGAACAUAAAAGCAGAAGAAGUUACGUACAAAUGUGCAGCCUUCAAAGAAAUUGAAGAUAAGGAAACUCAACAAGUCCCUAACAUAUUCAAUGAUGUUCAAACCUGCCAAGAAUACUCAGAGAUCACUUCAGAAGAUAUAGUUGGAGAUUUUGGGAGAGAAGUUGAAGAUGAGUUAGGUCGGAUAGCAUCGAAUAACUCUAGUUUUUUUACGAGCUCGAAUGCUGAUGACAUACAAUUUGACUUCAAGGUAAACUUUGAACCAUCUUGGGAACGUGCAGUGGUUCAAGAGAUCGAAGAAGCUAUAGGCAAACUUACGGAAUUGUUAGAUUUCGAACCUACAGCCAACACAUACCAAUACGAGCCUAAUACUGAAGAACCUUUCACCAAAUAUCAAGAGCCACAAGUUCUUUCUGAUAUAACAAACCAGGUCCUAAUAGAAAAUGAAUUGAAAGAAGCUUUGAUCGCCGAAAAUCUCGAUGAUAUCAUAUGCAACCAAACCGCUGAUAUUCUCGGUCUGACCCCCGAGCCCGAGGCACUCAAACUCGAAGAGAUCAUAGAAGAAACCAUCAAUAGACUAUCAGAGUGCAAAGAAAAUAAUCCACCUGUGAUCCUUCAAGACUCAAUAAUAGUACAGACCGACAUGGCUGUCAUACAGGAUAACAAAAUCCUUGAAAAUAUUCAAGACACAAGCGAGAUGAAAUCAGCUAUGGUUGGUUUGAACAAUAACAAAUGUAGAGUCAGAGACCACGAGAAGAUGGAAGUUGAAUCUGAAAUAAACGAACUAAAACGAGAUUCUAACAGGCAGUUGGAAGAAAUAGAAUGUCAGAUCAAGAAGAUGAAAUCGGACACAACGCUGAGUCCAAAGAGUGAAGAAGAAGUGGAGAAGUUCUGUAAGGAAGAUAGGGUUAAGGAUUAUAAAGAGAAGGAUGAGGAUACAGUGGUGAAGAGGAGGGACAGAAGUGAAGCAGUGGUGAGGAGGAGGAAGGAUUAUAAUCAGCAGUUUGGUAGUUUGAUCCAGUUUCCAAGGAAAGAGAGUACCGGAAAGCAUGCAGCUAAUAGAAGGUCGGUUCCUGCAGCCAAAGAGAAGAAGAAGCAGCAUUCAGAUCGUUUGGGUAGCUUCGAUGUCUACAACAUCGAGACGGCUAUGCCGAAAAUCGACAUGGAGGCCAUCGAGCUGCACCUCAGGGCUGCUAGGGAGGAAGAGAGGAGGAGAAGAACAGACAGAGAAGAGAUCCGACGGAGACUUGCUAUGGGUCCGGAGGAUGAUUAUUAUUCGGAUCGUCCAGGAAGAAAGCCUAGUCUACAAGCGAGACUUCAAAGUGGUAUGAAUCUUCAGAUAUGUUUUAUGAACGAAGCUCUAUCUGACACUGAAAGUCCUAGUUCUGAUUCAGAAUGUCCUUUAACAAACCCAAAACAACCAAAGGCAUCAACUAAAAAUGUGAAAGAAGAAAAGACUGUUGUUCCCCCCCAAAGGCCAGCAACUCUUUCUAUUGGAGAACCUUUACUCCAACCACAUCAUGAACCCUUGAAUGAAACUGACUUUUUCACCAAACAAGCUAGAUUACAGACUGAAGCCCGAAUGGCACUUGCUCAAGCUAAAGAAAUGGCAAGGAUGCAGAUGGAGAUAGAGAAACAGAGACAGAAAAAGAGCCCUAUAACUGAGAUGGUGAGGCACAGUUUAGAAAAAGUUGGAAUUCCUUUUCCAGAGGAUAAAAGAAGAUUAUCUCGUCAAAUACUAACAGAAAUGAACGUAGCACAACUUCAAGUUAUCGUAAACGAUCUGCAUACUCAAAUUGAAACUCUGAAUGAAAAUUUGGUCAAGUUCUUAAUGGAUAGAGAUGACCUACACAUGGAACAAGAUUCAAUGCUUGUGGAUAUUGAGGAUCUCACCAGAUAUUUGGGUGCCAAAGAGCAGAUACUGAAGGAUCAAACUGGACCAGUAUCGAAUAAUAAUAUUACUCCACCCUCGCCAGCCCCUCCCUCACCCUUAACUGUUUUAAAUAACAGUGUUAAGCCACAUUUACACAGGAUAGCCAGUUUAGUCAAGAAAUAAAUGGAUUAUUAAGGUGUAUCUGCUUCUGUAUAUAAAUAUUUUCUUUCAAGUACUUGGCUGAUAAGGAGAGUAAGUAGAACUGUAGGCUUAAUAAUUUUAUUUAGUCAAAAAAUAACCUUACUUAAGAAGGUGCAGAAUAAGGAGUCUAAAAAUUCAAAAUCUCUCCAGGGGGAUUAGAAAAUUAUACGUAACUAUUAUGUGUAAAAUAGGAACCAAAAAUUGUGACUAGUUUGUAGGAUCUCUAUUUUUUAAAAUAUGUAUUGUAAUUGUUCCUUUUUUAUUCUUGUCUUGCCCGAAUGUGAGUGUUAAUUGUUAGAACUUGAAGAACUAUUUUCUUAUGUGUUACAUAAUGUCUGCUUAGCUUUUCAUUAUGUAUACUGAAUUUGUUCUAAAAUAUUGCUGAGUAAAAAAGAUAAUUUCAUUGAUUCUUGUUCUGAUGUGACAAGUAUAUUUCUACGUUAGCUCUCUUCUAGUUGUUUUUGACAGCUUCAUCUAUUGACAAGAUUGUUUUUUUGCUUGAUAAAAUUCAUUUUUUAUAAUAUAAUAUUGAGCAUUGUUAUAUGAAUGCGAUCAUUGGUGAUAUUUUAUUUUUGACAUAUCCUUGUAUAAUUUCUACCUAAAGAAUAACAAAUAAUUGUACAUAGUUCUUUCAAUAAGUGUUCAGCUUAUGGAUGGUUGUGUUCUUUUGGUCAUCCCAUAAUUCACCACGUUAGAGUGACAAUAAAUAAGGCAACAUUUCAGAGAAAUUAACACAUAUAGGGUAUGGUCCGUAUAUCGCCGAGAAUUUAAGAGCGGUUACUAGUGGUUUUCAAUGUCUUCUUCGUAUUCACGGACCGCUUGACACUUGUCAAUGGUCAACUAAAUUUUCCAUUGACAGAAUUUUGGAGGUUAUAAAUGGCUGAUCUCUUUCAAUUUGUAAACAACUAAAUGUUCUUAUUGGCUCUGAAGGGUAUUUGUUUCAUAAUUAAAAUGAUAAAAUUUUUGAGUGUCAGAUGUCAUGGAAAAUAUUCAUAAACAAUAAUCUGAAAAUCAAAAUGACAACUCCCUACCGGAGUGGGCGUGGUUGCCGAUCCUAACCAAAAUAAAAGUAUGGUUGCUCUGGUGACAGAUAACUUACCGAAGUUUUAGGAAAUAGUCACCGGUUUUUAAGGAAUUUGACAUAUACGGACCACCAACUUACUAACCAUAGUAACCAAGGUGAUAUACAGACCAUACCCUCAGAUCAUCAACAAUUUUUUUGAAUUGUUGGUUGAUUUCUUUGAACUUUGGCCUUUUCCGAUUAUUGUGUAAAGUAGUCAACUUUUUUGGCAGAGUAUGCUAAUGGUUUUUUAUCAAUAAUUGCAAUGAUAUCUCGAAUAUUCAAGAUCUUGAUAUUGAACAAUUCAACUGAAGUAAUUCGAACAAAAGAAUUGUGAUGUGUUUUAUGGCUCUGAUUGCAUUGCCUGGUUCUAACCUAUGGUAAUAUCUUUAAUUUUUUCUAUACUUAACAUGGUCUUAUCUGUAUUUAGCAUAUUUGUAGCCAUUUUGGGUAUUAAUCUGUAAUUAUUAAUUGACUUGUGCUUCUGAGUCUACCGGAGGUGGAGAAAGUAUUGUAAUCACUUUUGGGAUGAAAAGAUUUUUGUCCUCCUGAUUUCAAAAUUCACACUCCCUCAAAUGCAUUUGAGACCAUCCUGAAUAACUUUGGUUUCGUAAUGAUCUUUGUCCUCACAUUCUCGUAACAGUCGGAACUUCUACAAAUAUUAUACUUUUCGAAUAAUUUAUUAUGGAUAUUUAGUUUGGGCAUUAGAUGAAUUCAGCUCAUCAAGAUAAGAGUACGUGUUAAUCAUGGGAAAACGUUAAAUUUCCGGGAUCUCAAUAUUUCAAUAUAUGGUUUGGAUAUUGAAGGUUACGUAAUUAGAUUUUCAAGGCCACAAAUAACUUACUGUGGAGGGAUGACUUAACACCUUUUAACAAGGAAGUAUAGUGCCACACUCAUUGGUAGAGUUUUUGUCAGUGGUAGCAGUAGUUUACUCAGUUACUGAGUAGUGAAUGUAAUAUGUAAUUAAAAUUAGGGUCAACUGCUAAUGUUUCAUCUAGAAUCUCAUCGAUUAAUGAUUCAAAAUAGCUACAAGUUUGCUGAUUGUAUAUUCUUGAAGGCAUUCACUGGUAGACACCAAUUUGUAAAAUAAUGACUGAUGCUUUUAUUGUAAAUACAAUGUAAUUUUUAAUGUUAAGUAUCAACACUUGGGAGUAUUCUUGCUUAAGAGUUGUUAUAGUGAAAUGUUUAAGAUAUACACUAUUUUGGUCUAUUUGAAUAAUUGAGAUGACUUUCAUCAUGUUUAUAUACUCUGAUAUAAAUUUCUGUCAUCUUUUUUUUUAUCAUAUUAGAACAGUUACUUAGACGUAUGAACCUAUCGAUGUUUUUUUGUUGCAAUCAAUUUGCAAAGUCCAAUGCUCAUCCUUGAAGUAAUUAAUAUGCUCAAAAAUGUAUACAAGUGAAAUUGCUGAAUACUCUCCCUAAAGGAACAAAUCCAGAACAUAACACUUGAGGUAAUUAUAAAAUGUAAGUCAGUAUUGAUGUUUUGUACAAUUGAUCUAUUUCAGUAAUUCGUCAUUUCCAAUGUUUGUUAUUUGGAAUAUAUCCUGAAUUAUCUCCUCAGAAUAUUGUGAUUAUGAAGUUAUAUCAAAUUUUUUGGUUUCAAUUAUCAGUUAAUGAAUUUUUCUACUAUAUUUUAUACAGAGGGCUUCAGAUAGAUGUAAAGCAUUUGAAUUAAGCAGUGAGAGAUUACGCUUAAAACGUAAAUCAUCUACUAAUUUCUCUGAAGAGUUUCAUUUUCUGUAAAGUUUACAUGUUAUUUAUUUUAAUCGGAUCAUUUUGUUAUUUUUUGUGCCAUAAGUUUCUUGAUGGACAUUAUUAUGUACUAAUAAUAUUUUUUUGUUGAAAAGACUGCACUCCUAUCCAAAGAUGUUAUUCCAAAUAUAUUAAACUUUCUCGAAAUAAAACCAGUUAGUCUACUGUAAAAUGUUAUUUAUUAUAAUGAAAAUUUCAUCACUUAGAUUAAACAGAGCUUGAAUAAAUUAUGAAAUAAA